This is a messenger RNA of Drepanopeziza brunnea f. sp. 'multigermtubi' MB_m1, 3402 nucleotides long. The record is from RefSeq and is a predicted model, not a curated record. Lineage: Eukaryota; Fungi; Ascomycota; Leotiomycetes; Helotiales; Drepanopezizaceae.
AUGGCGGGCAACACCCCCCCUCAAAAUAGUGGGAGAGAAGACCCCAAAGGAGAGAAAGCCGAUCAUGAUGAUGAUGAUCUUUCGCCCCGAGCAGCAGCAUCCGUCUUCUCCACCGCCAACAACAACAGCAAUAACAACAACAACACACUCGCAACAGCAAGUCCUCCUCCUCCUCCUCCUCCCAGCCGCAGCCAACACGGGGCCCUAAGCAUCCUCAGCGAACGGCCGCAUAGCGCCGCCGCCGCCGCCGCCGCCGUGCAAUCAGACCGCACCCCCUCAAGCCCAAGCGACGAAAGCAAGGGCACCCAAACCGAGAAGACGGUUCCCUCCUGGCUGAAAGCCGCAUACCGCAAGUUCCCGCGCAAGAGCAGCCAGAAGAGCCAGCACGAUUACGAGCACGACCACGACGACCAGAACGAGAGCAGUAUCCAGGUCAACAACCCGUCGGUCUUGCUUCCUCCCCGGGGCCCCAGCCCCAGCUCUAGCGCAAGUUCCGCACCGCCAGCUAGAGACGGGGCCGGGAGCGGGAGCGGGAGCGGGGACGGGAAUUCCCGCAGCGGGAGCAUGAGGAUCGACGCUCUGCUUGGGUUCCGUCUGCGGCCUGCUGCUGGCGCGGGGCGUCCUGGCGAUGAGUUCGCGCCUCAGGAGCCGCUGCUUGUGGGGAUGGCUAUGGCUGGCGGGGAUGCUGGGGCGGGGGCGGAUUGCGGUGGGGUAGGGAGGAGGGAGGAUGCGGAGUGGACGGAGCGAUCCCCGGUCGGGGGGUCGCUUGCUGAGGCGACGUCGCUGGCUGGGGUUGGGGAGAGGGGGGUGGAGUUGGGGGAGGGUGGGAGGAGGGAGGGGCAUGAGGAGGGGGUGCUGGAGGAGAUGGAGGAGGUGAGGGUGAUGUUGAGGGGGGGUGCUGGGACGGAGGAGGGAGAGAGUGAGGGUGAGGGUGAGGGCGAUGGAGAGGAUAAGACAGGCGGGCCGGCGGGAGAUGGAAAAGUGAAGCCGCGAAAGAGUGUGAAACGUGAGAUCCCAAAAGAAGUCAUUGCAAUCCGCCAAAUGUUGCAAGCCAAUCCAGGCAUGGCGACCCACCCUUUUGCCAUUCAAGGCGAAGCCGCCAUCGAGGCCCUACUCGACGACACGUUCAGCCCCACGCACGAGCUCAACCUCCGCAAUGUGAAGCUGAUGGCACUUGUUCAGUCGCAGAGAUCGGCACUGGACUUCCAAACAGUAAUGGAAAAGCAGCUGCGUAGCGAGAUGCGCGAAGUCUACGCCGCGAACGCAGAGCUCAGAGGGAAGCUUGCCGCAGCCGAGGAACAGCGAGGUGGUGAUGGAGAUAGAGACGACGCGGAGAAGUGCCAGAAGAAGUGUCGGGAGCUGGAGAAGAGGAUCGAGGAGAUGCAGGCGGAGAUCAAUGAGUACGAGGACGGCAAUUUCAUGACAGAAGACGAUUGCGCGCAGAUGAGUGCUGACAGAGACAGGAGACACCAGGAGGACACCGAGGACCUGAAGGCCGACAUCGAGAAAGGGAAGCGUGAGCACAGUAGCCUGCAGAAUAAAUUCAAAGAGCUAGAGAAGGUGCAUGAGCAGACGAAACAGGAGCUGCUCGUUGAGAAAGGAUCGAACUCGAAGGUGUUUAGGGAGAUCAAGGUGAACGAACUCAAACAGGCUAAUGACAAGAUUGAAGAACUGGAGGAGGAAAAUAAACGCGCCAUCAAAGCCCAAGAAGAGCGAUUCGCCCGCCGCGAGGAGAGCCUCGCGCGCCACACGCAAUGCGUCGCAGACGCAGACGCCCAAGUCAGGAAACUGAACGAGCAGCACGAUGCUGAACUCGUGGCCCUGAGGCAGAAGCAUUUGGCGACCGAGGAGCGGAUCGCGGCUCUGGAGAGCCAGCUCAAGGUGGCGAACGAUGUCAAGGAUAUACUCGCGAGACAGAUGGGGUCGAGAACCGAGGCCGCAACUGCCGCACAGACGGCGCUCGAGAAGCGCAUCAAGGACCUUGAGUUGACGCUGGGCAAUGCCGGGCCGGCGAAGGUCGCGGAGCUGAAGAGGCAGAUUGCCGAUCUGAACGACCAAGCUUCGGACAUCGCUGCCCUGAAAGCUGAGGUUGCUAGGCUGCAAAGGGCGUUGGAAGAGUGCGAAGGGGAGAAGAAGAACAAGCCUGAUACGGACAAGUCGCUCCAAGAGCAGAUCAAGGAGGUGAGGCGGCGGGCUAGGGAGAGCAUCGACAAAUUGUACGGACAAGGCGAAGAGCUGUCAAAGAGGGGUGUUGCCACGGACGAACAGCUGGUGGUGUACUUGGAGCAGCAGAACAAGACGUUGCGGAACCAGAACGAGGCUUUAGAGGAGAAGGCUAAGACUGCUGGAGCUGGGAGAACUGAGGAGCCGGUGCUUGAUCCCACGAGGGUUGGAUAUAGCCCUGAGGCGUUUGAGAAGUACAAGUCACUCGCCGAAAAUGUUGAGCGCAUGAAUGCAGAGAUUAGAACUUGUCGCGCGGAACACCGGCCUAAAGCCGAGGAAAUUAACAGAGCUGCUCUAGAGGCAUCUAAAAACAUGAACGCGGCGUGGGAAAGGAAAAUGGAACUUCUCAGGGCAGCGGCCAAGGUAAAGAAGGACGCAGAAAAAGCAAAGAGUGCCGAGAAGCGAAGGAAGAGAAGGCAGUGGGCGGAACGCGUGCUCGAUAAAGCCGAGGUGUAUAAACAGAGGGCCAAGGAUGCGGCAACUGCCCGAGCAGCCAUUGCAGCACAAGGAGGCUUGGCUGAAAUCAAGAAGCAAGCCGGGUAUCUCGAAGAAGAAACUAAACUGCUAGAGGCGAAGGCAAAGGUGCGAGAGGCACAAGAAAAGCAGGCAGCGCUCGAGGCAGACAUCAAAAAGCUUGACGAAGCGAGAGAAGAAGAUGCAAAGAUGCUUAAUCCGUACAAAAAGUGGCUCGCGGACAGUAAGUCGCGAAAUACCUCCCUGAUAGCGAUGGAAAAGCUGACCAAGGACAUAGAAGAACUAUUAGACCAAUCUCUGCCAAUCACGCAUCCAGAGAGGGUUCAGGCUCGAGUAGAUUCCAGGUACGCGUAUGGUUGGCAACAAGUCAACGGCGCGAUCUAUGCAAUUAACGACGCCUUGGUCAAGAUGCAGGCCAAACGAGCCCUGUACGGCAAGCAAGAGGGCGACUGCGCAGCAGCAACAGAGUCUGGUAAUCUGGCCGUAAGACUUGCUACCGAUUUCAGCAAGAAGUUUGAAGAUCGCAAAGAUCCUCAAUUGAUUGCUCGAAGCGCCCUCUGGGCGGCUAUUGCCCAAUAUUACUCUGGCGAUGGUGAGACGGCUCAGAAAUUGCUCGAGACGGUCGUUCCUAAGCAUGGCUUGUUAAGAAGAUGGACAGCAGCGAGGUUGAGAAAAGAGCGGAAGGAUACUAUAAGGGAUCUUUGA